CAACUUAAUGGUGUCUUAGUUUAGCACAUUCAAGAGUACUCCUGCUCAAGUAUACGUUUAUAUAUAAUUAUACUUAAAAAUUACGCUUUUAUUAUAUUAUAUAUAUAAUUUAGCGCUGUGAAAUUGCUGUUUUAUUGCCUUGAAAGUUGCAUUAAAUGCAACAUUCAAGAGACUAAAAGAGCACAACAGACGAGAUCCAAGUGUCACUGAGGGCAUCUACAGUGUCCAUCCAAAGGAGACUGUGCGGGUGGUGGGUGUUGUUGGUAGGGGGUAGGGGGGGUCAUUGAGGUAUACGAGCUCAUAACUCACACACAUGGUCGACCAAUCACCAGAGCCUGCGGGGGCAGAAAGCCGGAUCACUGGAGCAAUUUCACCUGAACCCGAGACGGGAAACGAGCCUCUGACCGUCCCUCUGAGUUCUCACAUCGUAGAUGCACACUGACAGUGACAGAGAAAUGGCCAUACCCCGGAUGUUUAACUCCAACACACCGUUCAUCAUCGUGACCGGAGGAUCUAAACUCUCAUUUCUUGGCAACGAGGACAGCAGCCAAGGUUGUGAGGAGGAAAAGGACUCGCUGGUCCAGGCCAUCGCCCCCCAUCUGAGUCGGGUGAUGCAGCACGGCACUGCCAAACAUGUGGUCACAGAGGGGCAUGACGUGUCCGAGGAGAAUCCCUGCGUCUCCAUAGUCGCACAGGCAGAGAGAGAAGACUUUCAGGAGUUCAGCCCUACCAACACACAGUGCCCUUACUCAAGAUCUCAGCUGCUCAAAAAGCACAGGUCUCUCAGCGGGGAAACUGCCCUCGUGAGUGACACAGAGGAUGAGGACUUCGAUGUGGAUGCCAGACUCCCACACUACCACCUCCAGAGGAAACAACGCAGGAAAACCAGAAGACGGAGCCAGGACGAAGGGGAACAACCUCCAAUCAUCCGGGGGCUGUGGGUGCAGGAGAUUGAUUGGCUGAAAUCAGCAUACAGAGAGAUGACAUCAUCCACUGAGAUCAUACCGCCUCCUCCUCAGUUUACUGACUCGGUCUCACCCCCCUGCAGCCGUGGAGACCUGCACUCCUGCAUAUGUGAAGGCUGCAGCUGUGCAGAUGUGUGCGAGUGUGCCAGAGGAUUAGAGGAAGUGUCCCCGUCACAGGAACAGUACAGAUCAGUAGAUACAGACGACACAUCCAGCGCUGGUGACAGAGGAGACUCAGACUCUGAUUGCGGCCUGGAGCAGGACUCUGAAUCUAUUUGGAGUCAUGAAAGCGAGUCAGACUCAUCUUGCGGAGUGGAGGACGGCAUACAAGUAGCAGAUAGUUUUGGAGUUGAAGCCAGAAUGUCACAUUUGACCUUUGACCUCAUGCAUGUGUCUGGUUUUAGCUCCUCCUCCCAUGCUGAGUGGGAUUCUGACUCUACAGGGUGUGUGCAAAGCCUGCUGGGAAAUUCACACUCCACCUACACCUCCAGCACUGUGAAUACAUCUCAAUGUUCCUUUGGUUUUGAUGACAUGAGUGAUAUUGACACAGUUUUGAACAUCCUAAGAGGCAGAGUGACACAUGUGCCAAAGCUCUUUGUUUCACCUUUCUUCAGAGAUUUGAUAAAACAGACUCUGAAUGACUGGAAGACCAGCAAACCUGUCAAUGAAGGACUCAUAUUUCAUCAUCAACUUCAGCCCAACAGUUCUCAGUACAGGGAGGAAGAGGAAUACUGCAUUCUUCACCACAUUCAGAACGGCUCAUACGGUGAUGUAUUCUGUAUUCGGGACAAAAGCACUGGAUUCAAAUGUGCUGCCAAGAGGAUUCCACUGAGUCACCUCAGCAGCGAGGAGGUGAGCACGUGGAGCGCUCUGAACUCUCCUCGUGUUGUGGAGCUCUUUGGGGCUGUGAGGGAGGGGCUCAACAUUGUGCUCUUCAUGGACUUGAAGCCAGCAUGUUUGGCCCAGCUUCUGAAAGAGAUGAACACCCUACCUGAGGAUCUGGCCCUGCACUACCUUCAUCAGUUACUGGGGGCACUAGAACACCUGCACCACAGAAAGGUCCUUCACUUGGAUGUCAAAGUUGACAAUGUGCUGCUGUCUGCAGACUGCAGAGACACAUUCCUCUGUGACUUUGGUCUCUCAGAGACAUUAGAUGACAACGGAUGGAGCACUAAGGCAUUCAGGGGAGCUGCCUUCCCCGGGACGGAGACCCACAUGGCCCCCGAGGUGGCACGAGGGGAACAACUCUGUGCUAAGGCGGAUGUGUGGAGCAGCUGUUGUAUGCUACUGCACAUGCUUAACGGAUGCCACCCAUGGAUACGCUACUACUCCCAUCCACUGUGUCUCCAGAUUGUCAAUGAGCCUCCGCCACUAUGGGAGGUGCCGUCCAACUGUAACAAUUUCACGGCCAAAGUGUUCAGGGCCGGACUCCAGAAAGACCCUGACAGACGAGCAUCGGCAAAGGAGCUCAGGAGGAAAACCACCAAGGCCCUCAGAGCAGUUGGAGGUCUGAGUCCCUGGUCCGUCAAAAGUGCCUGUGAGAAUCUGUAUCAUGGCAAGAGCCAGAAUGAAGACACCCCCUGCUCUUUGUCACCUGGAAUCCCCUUCACCCCAACUAAACCAUCAGCUGCCGUCUCAGCACCCACCAUGUACUGGGUGAGCCCCUGGAGAACUACAGCAGUGGACGAGGACAGCAAUGACUGGAAAGAUGGUGACUCAGACUCUGAAGUGGAGACAGAUUCCUUAACUAGGGAAUGGGAGUCCCAGCCAAAAUCACUGCAGGAUGAUUACGCUGCAGAUGGAAAAGACUGGGACACCUGUUCUGAUUCAGAAGUCGAUAUAUACAUGGGAGAGGAGGAACAUAUUCAGGAAAAGUGGCUGAAAACUGACAGGGACUAUGAGGGGGAUUGGGAAGAGGAAGGAGAUGAAGAGGAGGAGGAAGAAGAGUGGGAAUCUUCCAUUUCUACAGAGUAUCUCCGUGCUCUCCGAGGCCUUUUCCCUUUGCUGCAAAAAGGCCAACAGACAAAUGACAAUUCAUGGGGAUCAGAACCAGAGCUGGAAUACCUCAGAGACGAUGUAGCUGUAGGCACCACAAUCCAGACCCCAUCCCCUGAACCUCGAGAUGACCCUCCGUCCUGUUUCAGCUGCUCCGACACGUCGCAGAUGGAUGCCUCAGAGAAGGACUCUGACCAUUCGUCUGAUGAUCUGAGCUCUGGAGUCUUUUCCUCCUGCAACAGUCAGACAGACGGACACCUGGAGUUGUUGGCCUUAGCAAAUCAGCCCUCCUCGUACUGCUUCGAAGGUGUUGACAUCUGGAUUGAGAACGUCCAGGGUGAGUGUCUGAGGAUUCGUGAACGUCGGCAGGUCAAAGUGGGCCAUGUUGCUGUAGGAAUCAGUGAUCAGAUCUCGGGGAAAGCCUUCACGCUGGAGACCCUGGACAGGAAGACGGUGUCCUUUGAACAAGAGAUCAAAGAGUCUGGUCUGUGGCUCCGCUGUGUUCCCGCUCCUGACAGAUGUCAGCGCUGGAGGUGGAGAGUCAGAGACGGCAAGCUGGAACUUCGAGGAUGAGACGUCGUCGUUUGCACUAACUAAGGCAUUGAUUGUUCUAAAGCCAUGUGGACAUGAAGAUGCGUACAUGUACCUGUAGAUGCUGUGCUGCUGAUAUGAUGGCUUUUCCUGGGUAAAAAUAGGACAGCAGUGCUUUUGGUAGGAAUUUGAGAUUUGUGAAUUUCAUCAAUCUGUAUUUCAAGAUGUGAUUUUAAAGCUAAUUUUCUAUUUGUAAAGAUGCUUUUCUUGCUUUUCUAAAGGUUUAUUAUUAUUUUUUUUAUCUUGCCCUACAUUAUAUGCUCAGUUUCAGUUGUUGUUGUUGUUGUUUGGUGCCUUUUAAGGUGUAGAAGGAGUGAAGCUGCUUAAAACAAUGAAUAACUCAUAAUAUAACAUGAGCAGACUUUAAUACUUGAACGUUACUGACAUUUUAUAUCUUAAUAAAAAAUGACCUUCUAGGCAAAGAAGCUGCUCUCUCCUGCCACCUCUGCUUGUUUUCCAGUCGUCGCCUCCUUCAUUCAUUGUGUCCUCCAGCUUCAGUCCACACAGGAGGAGAGUGUUUGACUAUAGGAGCUGAAGAAUGCCUCUUAUAGACCAGGACCAGAUCUAAAACCUAUCAGAAACAUUUACAGCACUAGUAAAGAAACUAGCCUUGUGAUCUUAGACACGUGGUUUUUCAGACAUUUUAUUCACAUCACAUAGGCACAUGUAGCUUUUGGACAUUUUGCAUGUGAAGUGUUUUCAUUAAGAUGUGAAAUUGUUAUUAAUUAUUAUAAUUCAGAUAUGAAAUGGUUCAGAAGGGCGACUGAGCUGCCAGUGAGGACACUGAGGUCAUGUCUGGGAAUUUAUUGUGUUUUUUUUUUUAGGAAACUGGAGGGUGUUUAACUUAAAUAAUUAAAACAUUUGGUGGAUAUUUUAUGAGCUGAUUCCAUGAUUUUGUCAUACUGUAUAUUUAAAUUCUACCACCUUUACGCCACUAAAUAUGUAAACAGAUAAUUCAGUAUUUCCCCAUCAGAAUUUUAUCACCAACAUUUAGAUCUUUGUGUUGGGAAAUAAUAUUUACAGAAAUC
This is a messenger RNA of Siniperca chuatsi (mandarin fish), 4579 nucleotides long. It is a transcript of the gene map3k14b, whose product is annotated as mitogen-activated protein kinase kinase kinase 14. The transcript is spliced from 16 exons. Gene Ontology annotation, molecular function: protein kinase activity; ATP binding. Gene Ontology annotation, biological process: protein phosphorylation; positive regulation of canonical NF-kappaB signal transduction. Lineage: Eukaryota; Metazoa; Chordata; Actinopteri; Centrarchiformes; Sinipercidae. The coding region runs from base 432 to 3533 and encodes 1033 amino acids. The record is from RefSeq and is a predicted model, not a curated record.